This is a messenger RNA of Branchiostoma floridae (Florida lancelet), 504 nucleotides long. Its product is annotated as cytochrome P450 2B11-like. NCBI's taxonomy places the organism in Eukaryota, Metazoa, Chordata, Leptocardii, Amphioxiformes, Branchiostomatidae. The record is from RefSeq and is a predicted model, not a curated record. Gene Ontology annotation, biological process: xenobiotic metabolic process. Gene Ontology annotation, cellular component: cytoplasm; intracellular membrane-bounded organelle. Gene Ontology annotation, molecular function: oxidoreductase activity, acting on paired donors, with incorporation or reduction of molecular oxygen, reduced flavin or flavoprotein as one donor, and incorporation of one atom of oxygen; iron ion binding; heme binding. The transcript is spliced from 4 exons. Bases 1 to 504 code for a protein of 167 amino acids.
AUGUCGAUUUUGAGCUACAUUUAUCCCGCCUUUGGGAGCCUACAGGUGAUAUUACUAUCCGUUCUGUGUGUCAUCACUACACUUGUACUGUGUGGGCGGCCGAGAAAUCUGCCACCAGGACCGAGAGGACUGCCGAUUGUCGGGAACGCCAUAAGUCUGAUCAAGGGUGCUCUUCCGAUAGUCUACACUGACUGGUCAAAGAAGUACGGUGACGUGUUUACCGUGUAUUUUGGACCCUCGCGGACGGUAGUUCUGAACGGUUACGCCGCCAUCCACGAGGCACUGGUGAAGAACGCGGAGAACUUCUCAAGCCGUUCGCCGAAUCAAGCAAUGAGGACUCCAGAUGGAAAGACACACGGAAUAGCUGCUGAACCUUAUGGUCCCAAGUUGAAGGAACACCGUAAGUUUGCCAUGAUGAGUCUGCGUGACUUCGGAGUUGGGAAGAGAAGUCUUGAGGGGAAGAUUCUCGAAGAGGCACGAGGUCUCGGGCCUGAAAGAGUCUAG